CUCAGGACGAGGCUGGCACAUGGCAUCUCUGGGCACGUUGCUCUCGACGCGCCAACCCCGCCGGUCAGGGCACCGUUCUAAGCUCUGGUGCCGCGCGAGCACGCUGGGGACGAUCGAUAUGCGCACGAAGGCUAUCGAAGAAGGCCAGGGAGGCAUAUGGAGACUUGGGUUCCAGAACCGAGCAGCCGCGCCGUAUGCGCCCCAGUGCGCGUGCUAUCAUCCGGCCACCGAGGGCGACAUAAGGUUGUCGUCGAUCGCGGACGCCCCGACCUAAUUAUCUGCGCCCUGCAGCCCUCCCCGUCCUCCCCUCUUCAUCCGCUGUCGCGACGCCCUCGAGCUCGCUGUCCUCGCUAGCCCAGCUGCUCGUCCAGUUCCCUGUCCCGCCACCCGAAAGCUAAUCAGCCAUGCGUCUCAUCAUCCGCGACGACCCUGCCGCUGUCGGCGAGUACAUCGGGAACUACAUCGCCAAGCGCAUAAACGCGUUCAACCCGACGCCCGAGAAGCCGUUCGUCCUCGGCCUCCCGACGGGCUCGUCCCCCAUCCCGACGUACAAGCACCUCAUCGGGCUCGUCAAGGCGGGCAAGCUCUCGUUCAAGAACGUCGUGACGUUCAACAUGGACGAGUACGUCGGCCUCCCGGAGGACCACCCCGAGUCCUACCACACCUUCAUGUUCCGCGAAUUCUUCUCGCACAUCGACAUCCCGCCAUCCCAGGUGAACAUCCUGAACGGGAACGCAAAGGAUCUCAUCAAGGAGUGCAGGGAGUACGAGGAGAAGAUCAAGAAGCACGGCGGCAUCGAGCUCUUCCUCGGCGGCAUCGGCGAGGACGGGCACAUCGCGUUCAACGAGCCCGGCUCCUCCCUCGCCUCGCGCACGCGCAUCAAGACGCUCGCGUACGACACCAUCCUCGCCAACGCGCGCUUCUUCAACAACGACGUCGCCGCGGUCCCGCGCAUGGCGCUCACCGUCGGCGUCGCGACCGUGCUCGACUCGCGCGAGGUCGUCGUCGUCGUCACCGGCCAGCGCAAGGCCCUCGCGCUCUCCAAGGCCAUCGAGGAGGGCGUCAACCACCUCUGGACGCUCUCCGCGCUCCAGCUGCACCCCUGGGCGCUCAUCGUCGUCGACGAGGACGCCACCGCCGAGCUCCAUGUCAAGACCGUCAAGUACUUCAAGUCCAUCGAGCGCGUGCAGGACGAGGUUGAGGCUACCCACGCAGCGCUGGCGAAGCAGGGCGUCGACGAGCCCGUCGGCAGCAUGGAGUGAGUAUCUUCACUCUCGUAGAUAUCGUCGUUUACAGUAUAUACUGGGACUACAAGGGGCUAGGAAGAAGUGAGGAAGUCAGCCUGUAAUAUCCAAUGGACGUACCUAUCUCUUGGCGGACUGCAAUCGUCACCGCAUGUAACACAAACACGUUUGUCCGUCAAUAUCGCAUGCAGAGGCUACCGGUGCAUGAUAGUCGGACAGAAGACAAGAAUCAAGUGAAAAAGCAUGUCGUGUUGGUCAUACGCUGUACAUAGUUUUGCGUCAAUAAAAAGGCGUGAGGAUGGGCAUGUCAACAUGGACAUGG
Messenger RNA from Dichomitus squalens LYAD-421 SS1, 1566 nucleotides. RefSeq names its product glucosamine-6-phosphate isomerase. Gene Ontology annotation, biological process: N-acetylneuraminate catabolic process; N-acetylglucosamine catabolic process; D-glucosamine catabolic process. The coding region runs from base 405 to 1262 and encodes 285 amino acids. The record is from RefSeq and is a predicted model, not a curated record. The transcript is spliced from 6 exons. Gene Ontology annotation, molecular function: glucosamine-6-phosphate deaminase activity; identical protein binding. Lineage: Eukaryota; Fungi; Basidiomycota; Agaricomycetes; Polyporales; Polyporaceae. Gene Ontology annotation, cellular component: cytoplasm.